AUGACAACACUGCCACCAGCUGCAGCUGAUAUUACACAAUGGUUGAAUAUCUUAGUUGGUCGUACUUAUGUAGAUGUCUAUUCAAUUAUUAAAGAAUUCCAAAAGGAACAACAAAAUGUUGAUUGUCAGAUAGAAAGAAUUCUUAAUGAAGAACCAAAACCCAAAUCUAAAAAAAAUACAUUUGAACGAGAAAAACAGAUCAUGAGUGUUUUAAAUGAUCGGUUUAAUCAUACAACUAUAGAUUUUUUAAAAGGGAUUGCAUAUAAUCUUUCUUUUUAA
This is a messenger RNA of Cetraspora pellucida, 279 nucleotides long. The record is from the annotation of a GenBank genome assembly. NCBI's taxonomy places the organism in Eukaryota, Fungi, Glomeromycota, Glomeromycetes, Diversisporales, Gigasporaceae.